Ceraceosorus guamensis is the source of this 2037-nucleotide messenger RNA. RefSeq lists its product as hypothetical. The transcript is spliced from 2 exons. The record is from RefSeq and is a predicted model, not a curated record. NCBI's taxonomy places the organism in Eukaryota, Fungi, Basidiomycota, Exobasidiomycetes, Ceraceosorales, Ceraceosoraceae. The coding region runs from base 432 to 2027 and encodes 531 amino acids.
CCUCGAGACUCGAUCGUAACCUGGGCGCUGGUAAUGGCACACUGGCACACGUGCCAUGCGACAACGACGACGAUACACAAGACAUCGAGAGGCCCCGCAGAUGACCCGUGAAUUGCAAGACUGAGCGCUAGAGGCUCCAAGACAACUUUGGCCCGGAACUCGGUGGGCGCAGUUUCGAGGGACAGACGACAACGCUUGGUGCAGAUGGAGAUCACGCAAGAUUGAAGGGAAGCGCUUUCCAGCUGUAGCAUUCGUGCAAUUGCUUGAUUGCCUGAACAGCAACGCCCUCUGUACAUUCUGUACGAGGAUCAGCACGAGGUGUCGGCAGGCGGAAGGAUUCGCUCAAGAGCGCGAGGAUCGGCUGUGCAUGCGCGCGUGCUUUCAGCACAGCUCACCAUCAGCGAUCCGGCUCCACGGGCUGCGAGGAAGAUAUGCGGCAGCUGGGAAUGGCACGAUGGGCAGAGGACUGGCCAGUCAUCCUAGAUUUGCGCCCCGUCGAAGCUUUCUGCGCGGCUCACAUACUGCGUUCCAAUCACAUAGGAGGUCUUGCCGAGCUGGAGCAUAGAUUCAGCUCCCUGCCUCCUCCACCCAUCGUCCGCGCAAGUCCCAACGGAGCGGAUGGACACGCAGCAGCAGCAGCAGCAGCAGCAGCAGCCUCACCGUCGAGCGAGCGUGUGCAAGUGCCUCCUAUUCGAUUGAUUGUGGCAAAGAAACGUGAUUGGAUCAUUCAGCACAAGUUUGACAAGUGGCAUGUGCAUGGCUGGAGGUGGAUCGUCGGACCUGAAGAAUGCGAGUUGCCCAGCCAGCGUCUGGUCGUGCGCAAUGCGAAUGCCGACUCGCACGCAGAUGCAACGGCCGCACCGUUCGACAAGUCGUGCGGAAGUGCAAGCGCCUUGCGCGAUCUGAUAGAGAGUCUGCGAAACGACACGGCAAACGAUGAGCAGCAAGAAGGCGCGCUCGAAUUCUGGCGCCUCGCAGCGCACUUGGGCCUGUUGACUUCGACGAGUGCAGAUGUUCAAGGCGAUCGAGAAGCCUUCAACACGAUUCCUCGUGACGCGCGACACCGCCACGAUAUGCCUGCAUUGAUGUUCCAGCCAUCGCCUGUAGUCGAACGGGCCAUGCUGGCUUUUGCCGACGGGGACUCGGUAAGGAUAGGCGAAUCGGAUCGCGACGAGGCUACCGUCGCUAGGGCUCUUGACCUGGGCUGCGGAGGAGCAAGAGAUGUGGCAUGGGUGUGCGAGUACGCAUCUCGAGUACUCACACCGGGUGUCAUUUGGCGCAUAGUCGGCGUAGACUCGCUGCGAAAAGCGCUCUUGCGGGCGGAAAUGCUGCUGAGAGAUGCGGGCUUUGCGCCUGCGCGAGGCAUCCUGGACGGGCCCACCAGCCUCAUCGACCACGCAUCGUCGUCAUUUGCCGGAGCGACCGGCGUAGACGCCCUUGUAUGGGCUCGCAUCGCCGAGCAAAAGAUCAGAGCAGUCCGCAGGGAAGAAUCCGAACAAGCGAGUCCGCAGGCGUUGGACAUGGCGGGCACGCCACCCAUGGGCACGUUCGACCUCAUCUUGCUCGUAAGAUUUCUGCCGCCCAUCGACUUUCUGCUCGGUUUGCAUGGAUGGAUCAACGUGAGAGGCGUAUUGGCCAUCUCCCAUUUCGCUCUGUUGAGCAGCGAGGAGAAGCAGAGGCUGAAAACGAACAGCGAAUCAGUAAUUUCCGAGCACCUGCGAUCAGGCCCAGGGGCGGAGGAUGAGUGGCGCAAAAAUGGCCUCCGACGCGCUAUCUUUAGCUGUGGCCGCUUCGAACCAUCUCUUUGGAGUACAUACACAUCUCCUCCAACCAGUGCUCGUUUCUCGGUAGAUCAUUUGCAGCUCAUCUUACGAGCCUGGAAUCGGUGGUCGAAUGAUUCCGCCAUGGCGCACAAUUUGGACAAUGCAGCGAAGCGUUGCCCUCCAUUCGAGCUCGUGGAGCACCGCAUAGAGGAAACAGAAGAUGGCAGACCACUUCGAAGUGUCAUUAUAAGACGCAAUAGAUGACAAUCAACCG